CAGGGGUGCCGGGCCGUCUCCGGGGCGGGGACCCAGGCGUGGAAGGCGCUCAAGUUGCGCGGCCCUCGGCGCGCUGUUGGGGGCGCCCUCCGCGGCGGGCAGCUCGCCAGGGACCGGCCUCCGCAGCCCGCCGGGCGCGCUAAGGCUGCACUUUCCCUUCGCCAACACCACCCCCCCACCCCUCACCGGUUUCCUCCCGCGGGGCGGCAGCGGAGAUUUCCUCUCGGGGAAACUACGCGGAUCCUUCCCGGGGCUCCUCGCCCCGCCCCACUUCUCCGCCCCCUCCCCUUUGCUGGGGAGCCGGUACCGGCCUGCGCCGGGAAGAGGCUCUGGCAGCCUGAGCGGGAGGUGGCGGGGGGCCACGGAGCCGCUGGCCACUGACUCGCUUCGCCAUGUGACGCUGCCCUCCGCCCAGGGACCCCCAUCGAGCCCCCGGCCCGCGCCCGCGCUGGAUCGCGCCGGGCACCAUGCUUCUGCCGGGCCAUGCGCGCCCGCCGCCCGCGCCGCAGCCCGCGCAGCAUCCUGGACUCCGCAGGCAGGUAGAGCCUCCUGGGCAGCUCCUGCGCCUCUUCUACUGCACUGUCCUGGUCUGUUCCAAAGAGAUCUCAGCGCUCACGGACUUCUCUGAAAGCUGCGAGGAAUGGACAUUCCCUGACGGUAUCGGCCCUUCCGUGGGCUGUGGGGAGGAGUGGAUUUGCCGGGAUCACAGAAGUCUGCGAACCACAGGGAGAAGUGGUUACCUAACCAAACUCCUGCAGAACCACACCGCCUAUGCCUGCGAUGGGGACCAUUUGAAUCUACAGUGCCCUCGGCAUUCUACGAUAAGUGUCCAGUCGGCCUUCUAUGGGCAAGAUUACCAAAUGUGUAGCACCCAGCAGCCUGCCUCCCAGAGGGAAGACAGCUUAACCUGCGUGGCACCCACAACACUGCAGAAGGUGCUGGAUGAAUGCCAGAACCAGCGUGCCUGCCAUCUCCUGGUCAAUAGCCGUGUUUUUGGACCUGACCUUUGUCCAGGAAGCAGUAAAUACCUCCUGGUCUCCUUUAAAUGCCAGCCUAAUGAACUAAAAAACAAAACCGUGUGUGAAAACCAAGAGCUGAAGCUGCACUGUCACCCAUCGAAGUUUCUCAACAUCUACUCUGCGAGCUACGGCAGGAGGACCCAGGAGCCAGACAUCUGUUUCUCAGAAGCAGAGCGGCUCCCCCCUUUUGACUGUCUGUCUUACUCAGCUUUGCAAGUGUUAUCCAGGAGGUGCUAUGGGAAGCAGAGAUGCAAAAUCAUCGCCAACAAUCACCAUUUCGGGAGCCCGUGUCUGCCAGGAGUGCAAAAAUACCUCUCCGUCACCUAUGCCUGUGUUCCCAAGAACAUACUCACCGCGAUCGAUCCAGCCGUUGCUAAUCUGAAACCUUCUUUGAAGCAGAAAGACGGUGAAUAUGGUAUAAACUUUGACCCAAGCGAAACGAGGGUUCUGAGAAAAAAAGACGGAGUUAUUGUUAGCAACUCUCUGGCUGCCUUUGCCUACAUCAGAGCCCACCCAGAGAGAGCAGCCCUGCUGUUCGUGUCCAGUGUCUGCAUCGGUCUUGCACUCACAUUGUGCGCCCUGGUCAUCAGGGUGUCCUGCACCAAGGACUUCAGGGAGCUGCAGCUGGUGAAGGAGCACCUCGUGCCAGGAAGUGACAAGGCUGAGGAAGACAGUGAGGAUGAAGAGGGGGAGGAGGACUCUUCAGACUCUGAUUUCCCAGGGGAACCGUCUGGGUUUUGUAGGACUGCGUAUCCUGUCUACAGUUCCAUAGAAGCUGCAGAGCUGGCCGAAAGGAUUGAGCGCAGGGAGCAAAUCAUCCAGGAAAUAUGGAUGAACAGUGGUUUGGACACCUCACUCCCGAGAAAUAUGAGCCAGUUCUACUGAAAAAGAGACACAUCUUAUGCGAUCACACUUUCUGAAGAGGGAAGGAUCCAAAAUGCCCCUCCGGUUCUAUUUCACUCGUACCUUCCAUGAAGGAGUAUUUGUUAUGUCAUCCAAUACCGGUGAAGCGAGAAGCUGUUAAAGGGACCUUUCAAACUGUUUACAGCACAUUCAAAAUAAAUUAGGAGGGAAGUC
Molecule: messenger RNA, 2096 nt
Organism: Neofelis nebulosa (Clouded leopard)
Lineage: Eukaryota; Metazoa; Chordata; Mammalia; Carnivora; Felidae
Gene: EVA1C
Product: eva-1 homolog C
Exons: 9
Coding region: 468-1904 (478 amino acids)
Cellular component (GO): extracellular region
Molecular function (GO): heparin binding; carbohydrate binding
Source: RefSeq, a predicted model, not a curated record